Molecule: messenger RNA, 1227 nt
Organism: Lodderomyces elongisporus
Lineage: Eukaryota; Fungi; Ascomycota; Pichiomycetes; Serinales; Debaryomycetaceae
Gene: GPI18
Product: GPI-anchor transamidase
Exons: 1
Coding region: 1-1227 (408 amino acids)
Biological process (GO): GPI anchor biosynthetic process
Cellular component (GO): mannosyltransferase complex; endoplasmic reticulum membrane
Molecular function (GO): GPI mannosyltransferase activity; alpha-1,6-mannosyltransferase activity
Source: RefSeq, a predicted model, not a curated record
AUGAAUUACCCAAUAUGGAGUCUUUUUUGUUCGUUUUCAAUUCUUAAAAUCCUACAAUUGGUUAUCAUCUAUUUUACACCGUCGACGUUUGAUACAUCUUCAAAACUACUUCACACCACAGUAUAUACAACAUCACCAUAUAAUGAAGUCACCACGACUAUAUUGAAAAAGUUAGUAGCUUGGGAUUCUGUAUAUUUCAACGACUUGUUCAUUAAUGAGAUCCAAUACGAGCAUCAGUUUGUGUUUUGUCCCGGUUGGAUCAAACUUAUUGAGGUGCUUGGCUCAUACAUUUAUCCGUCAAUAUACAAUGACAAGUCAACUCAAUACUAUCGUGUCCAGCUUUUGAGUAUCCUCGUAUCAAACUUACUUCACUUUACAUCCGUAUUGGUGCUUUUUUACCUAACAUUGUCUAUUUUUAAGCUGCAGAAAUUGAGUCUUAGAGCAGCUAAAAUGAUGAUCCUUUCGCCAGCAGGUGUAUUUUUGACUACCAAUUAUUCCGAAAAUUUGAGUAAUUUACUUACAUUGUUAACCAUUGCUGUGUAUUUCUAUUCAGUAAAUUUUGGUGAAGUGUCAACAAAGAGCAACAAGUCCAUAAAGUCCGUUUUGGGAUACAUAUCCAGUGGAGUGAUUGCUGCAUUAAACUACACAGUUCGAGCAAAUGGAUUACUAUUGGGCAUUAUGUACUUGUUUGACUUGUAUGAUUUUGCCGUGGUUGAUGGAGACUUGGGUACAUGUUUCCUUACCACAAUCACUGGCUCAUUGCUUGGUAUAACAUUCAUUUGGCAAAAUACAUAUCACUACUUUUUAUUUUGUCCUUUGCGAGGUGAAUGGUGCAAUAAGACAUUUCCAAGUUUAUUUGGCUAUGCACAAUCACAUUAUUGGAGUAAUGGCUUCUUAUCGUAUUGGACUCCUAACAAUAUCCCAAAUUUUUUGCUUGCUUUUCCAGUCGUAUGUUGGAAUUUUAUUUCCCUACGGUAUUGGUGGAAAAAGUUGCCGCAAAAUAGAAAAUUGACCUCAUUAGUUGUGGUAAAUUUUGUAUUGAUUGUAAGCGGGAUCUUAUUUAUGAAUGUGCAAAUAAUGAAUCGUGUGACUAGCGGUAUGCCGUUGCUUUACUGGACUUUGGCUAAUGGCUACGAAAAGUGGUGGUUCAAAUAUGUGUUGAUGUAUAUGUUGACAUGGAAUUUACUUCAAACUGCUCUCUUUGCUGCAUUUCUCCCACCAGCUUAA